AUGGAGGUGAGGAUUCUGUCCGACUGUGAGUCGGAGGGUGAGAGGAUGGUCUCGGCCUCCUCUGACGUAGAACCCACCCUCUCGGAGGGGAAUUCGCGCGCGGUGUCGCGCUCCGGGUCGGCCAGAGAGGAGGAAUCCUCAAGGGCCCCCAAGCGCGCCGCCCCCUCGUCAAACGAAUCUAUGGAGCCCGAAAGGACACGGCCCGUAGGGGCAGACCUAGAGGCCCCGGGAAGCCCUUCCCCGGUGCGGCAGGGAGAGGGCGCUCCAGCUCGUCAGAGUGGAACGCCCUCCAGAAGGAAGCGGCAGGGUCAGGCCGGGGAGUCUGAACCCGAUGGCAUGGCGGGCCUCAUGCGAGAGACCCUGGCCCAGGAGGCACGAGACGGCCUCGCAGCAAUAUUGGCGGAGACCGCCAAGUCCUCUAACCUCAAGGGGACGGUGGUCAAAGCCAUAAAAGAGGCCGUCAUAAAGGUGGAAGGAGCCGUCGAUUUCCUUCACCGUGGAGAGACGGCGACAGAGGCGGCGCGGCGGAUGUCGGAAGACAACCGCCGGAUGUGGGGGCAGCUUGCUGCCCUGGAGACGGAGGUGAAGGCCCUGAGGGGGGCCUACUCCUCUGCCAUGGCCAAGGCCAAGGCACAGAUGGCCCCACCGCCGUGUAGCUCCGCGGAGAUGCACGCGGGAGUGAGGGAGGCCAUCGAUGAUCUCAGGCGGGACAUCUUCUCCUCGAUGAGGAAUAUGAUAGACGCCCGCCUGGGGGACAUCGAAAGAUGCCUCCCCGCGGAGUACCUACGGCCCCCCCUGGGCAGCAGAACAGGGGCACCCGCCCCCGAGGCGACGCCUGCCGCCAUCGCCGUCGCCGCAGCCGCCCCCGAGCGGCCCAACAAGAAGGCCAAGAGGAAGGCUACUGCUACCCCUCCUGCGGCGCCUCCCGCCGUUCUCGCCGUCCCUACAGCCCCUGACGCGGCAGCCUCCACGUUGACUUACCAGGCGGAAACGCCCUGGUCACAGGUAGUCGGCCACAAGCCCAGAAAGGCCAAAACGGCAGCUGCCGCCCCCCAAGCGGCAAGGGCCCCCGCCAAGGCGGCCCCCAAGACGGCUCCCAGACCCAGGGCUCUCGCCACCCCGAAAUCAUCGGCGGUGGUGAUCACGCUGAGGCCCGAAGCGGUGGCGGAAAAGGGGGCCACUUACAAGGGGGUCCUAGAGGCAGCGACCGCUGCGGUCGAUUUGGGCAGCCUCGGCAUCCCGCACGUGCGGGUGCGGAACACCCAGACAGGUGUACGCAUAGUCGAGGUGUCCGUGGCGUCUAGCGCCCAGAAGGCCGACACCCUGGCGGCCAAGCUGGAGGAGGUGAUCGGGUGGCUGGCGGCAGAGAUUGGCCACACCAGAGCCCUCUGCCCGUCCAGUGUGGACAGGAGCGGGCUCUGCUUCCGGUGUGGCCUGGUGGGACACUCGGCUUCCGGGUGCACGGCAACCCCGCGGUGCUCGGUCUGCAUCGCGGCUCGCCGUCCAGCGGACCACGUAAUGGGGGGGCGAUCUUGCGCUCCCCCUCCCACCAAGGGCAAGCGGAACCUCAGCCCCCCCCCCCCCCUCCUAUUGAGGGACAAAGGCAACCUCAACCACUACGCCAGAGCACAGGACCUAUUGGUCCAGGCCAUGGCGGAGUGGGGGGUUGCGGUGGCUGCUGUGGCGGAGCCAUACAUUGUCCCCCCGCGGGGUAAUUGGGCGGGGGAUCGGGAGGAGACGGUGGCCAUAGUGGCGUCGACUGCCGGAAACUCCCACCCUCUAGUGGUGAAGGAACGCGGGUCAGGGUUCGUGGCGGCGAGGUGGGGAGAAGCCAUCCUAAUUGGGGUGUACUUCUCUCCAAACCGCUCCCUGGCCCAAUUCCAGGCAUUCCUGGAGACCCUAGAGAGGGCGGUGAGGAGGGCAGCUCCGACGCCGGUGUUGGUGUUGGGGGACCUCAACGCCAAGAGCGCGGCGUGGGGUUCCCCGGUCACCAAUGCCAGGGGGCCAGUGUUGGAGGAUUGGGCGGCAGCCUUAGGGCUGGUCGUCCUCAACUGGGGCCAUGCCAACACGUGCGUGCGGCGAAAUGGGGGGUCAAUCGUGAGCAUCACCUAG
Molecule: messenger RNA, 2112 nt
Organism: Hyposmocoma kahamanoa
Lineage: Eukaryota; Metazoa; Arthropoda; Insecta; Lepidoptera; Cosmopterigidae
Exons: 3
Coding region: 1-2112 (703 amino acids)
Molecular function (GO): zinc ion binding; nucleic acid binding; catalytic activity
Source: RefSeq, a predicted model, not a curated record